AUGGAGGUAAAUAGGGGUUCGCUGCAGUGUAUUCGUGUCUGUCGUAGGGCACCAGAGGUUUCACACCUGUUAUUUACGGAUGAUAGUAUUUUGUUCGCUAGGGCGGAUGAAAGAGAUGCACAAGCAAUAAGGAGGGUCCUGGAAUGUUAUAGUCAAGCCUCGGGCCAACAAAUAAAUUUGUCCAAAUCUGAAGUAGUUAUGAGCUCGAACUUGCAGCAAAGUAGAAAAGAGGAACUAGCUGCGUUACUGGAGGUUAAACUAGUUGAGGCACACGACAAGUAUUUGGGUAUGCCAACCGGGGUGGGACGGCCGAAAACACGGGCUUUGGAGUUCCUAAAGGAACGAGUGUGGAAGAUACUUAAGGGGUGGAAACAACAACUCUUAUCGUUCGCGGGUCGGGAAAUUCUCUUAAAGGCGGUUGUCCAAGCGAUUCCUACCUAUAUAAUGAGUUUGUUUCGUCUUCCCUUGGGUCUGUGUCAUGAUAUCCAACGAAUGAUGGCCCGUUUUUGGUGGGGUGGUAAGGAGGAGGAACGUAAAAUUGCGUGGGUUGCUUGGGCAAGUUGA
This is a messenger RNA of Spinacia oleracea (spinach), 564 nucleotides long. RefSeq lists its product as uncharacterized. The transcript has a single exon. The record is from RefSeq and is a predicted model, not a curated record. NCBI's taxonomy places the organism in Eukaryota, Viridiplantae, Streptophyta, Magnoliopsida, Caryophyllales, Amaranthaceae. The coding region runs from base 1 to 564 and encodes 187 amino acids.